UGGUGUCUACAAACUGGAGACACCAUCCUAACUCGACAUACCUACCAACUACUACACGUAACCGAAACGAAUCGAAUCUAUUCAGUACAAGGUUACUGGAAUAGCAAGCACCGUUGCACGAGACAAUGGUUCAACCAGUUCGCCAUCAAUAAUGGUUGAUAAAACAACUCGUAAGCUUUUAUUAGCCUAGAAAUUGAUGGUAUUCUAUAUGAUCGCGUAACAUCAACCAUUAUUUCUUGAGCAGUUUUAUGUCUGAAAUCGAUUAAAAUAACGUAAUUCUAAUUAAAAAAUCGCAUUAUUGAACUUCUAUAAUUAAAAUAAACCGGUUGCACAGUGCACAUUAGGAUUGCAUCAGCCUAUAAUCAUCCCCUGAAAUGGCACGAGGUAAUGGAACCGGUGCUCAGGCUCAGCCUCAGCCAACGCCAGCCCAAUGGAUUGAAAUUGAUAGAGCUUACCUUACCCCCAACUUUACAGUAAGACAGUUCCAGAGCCAUGAACUUUUAAAAGGUAGUAAUAACUUUAAAGAUUGGGAUAACAUGGUGAGCUUGGAGCUGCGAGCCGCAAACCUGUACCCAUUUAUUGAAUCACAAUGUGGCAUGACGAUUAAUAUAUCCCCAUCUAGGAGAGUAAUGUGCGAUGCUCAGGUAGUGCAAUACCUACGUGCAUCAGUAAUUUUUCCAAUUAGUAAGAGAAUUAACCAUAUACUAAAUGCCUAUGAUACUUACGAAGAAUUGAAGAAACUAUUUUCCCAGAACGAUUUCCACGAUUACGUUGAUUUACAUAAUAGAAUGAAUUACCUGAAGUAUAGAAUUACUUACAACGUAGAUCGAUUCAUCGCCGAUUUCGAUCGUCUCAUAGAAGAUUUUAGAUCUAUCGGUACUAACUUCCCUGAGAAGUAUGUUUGCUCUCUGUUCCUUAGUAAAAUUGAGGGAUGUAAGGAGCCGCGAUCUCCGUUCUUCUCAUUUUAUUCAACGAUCACAUCAUUACCUAGUGACAUCGCUACUCUUGACUAUAUCAAGCAGAAAUUCCAAAAUACUGCUAAAACUUUAUCUGCUUCCUUGCCAAAUAAAAGCAUCACGAACACGAAUUCAUCAUCAGCCAAACGUAAACAAGAAGACCUGAAACCGGAGGAGAAUACUGUGUCUGUGAAACGAGCUAAAUCCAUACCUGAGAAAAAUUCUAUCAAUAGUACCGCCAAUGGCAAGCCAUCAAAACCCCUACACGAAAAAUAUACACCAACCCAGCUGGAGCAGCUCGCUAAAAUGUCCAAGGAGGAGAAAAAGAACGUACAGUGUCGGAAGUGUAGUGAUUACUUCCACACUCACACUGAAUGCCCCAACCCUGGACGCUUGUGCUUCAAGUGUUAUACUUACGGUCAUGAAAAAUCAGCUUGCAAACUUAAUAAAGGAGGAUAGCCAAGAAAUCGAAAUCGUUGAACCGUAAUGAACUCGAGACGUCGAGAUAGUCUAUUACUCGUAUAUUUUACUCUUUAGUUUAUGAUUAUUAUUCUCUACGUGAGAAAUUAUACUUAUCUGCAUGAAAUCGAUAGAAUACUUCUACAUAUAUACUCCUUUAACCUUAGAAAUACUUACUCUACGUUAUCACUAGAAUAGCAUAGCAUUUAUGAUGAAAUUGAAAUGUCCUAAACUUUAUGCAAAAUAAAGGGAUCAUAGACCUGCUAUGAUUUAUGAAUCGUU
Molecule: messenger RNA, 1697 nt
Organism: Planococcus citri (citrus mealybug)
Lineage: Eukaryota; Metazoa; Arthropoda; Insecta; Hemiptera; Pseudococcidae
Exons: 2
Coding region: 375-1415 (346 amino acids)
Molecular function (GO): nucleic acid binding; zinc ion binding
Source: RefSeq, a predicted model, not a curated record